Molecule: messenger RNA, 1145 nt
Organism: Cucurbita maxima (winter squash)
Lineage: Eukaryota; Viridiplantae; Streptophyta; Magnoliopsida; Cucurbitales; Cucurbitaceae
Product: protein PATRONUS 1-like
Exons: 5
Coding region: 158-892 (244 amino acids)
Biological process (GO): regulation of mitotic cell cycle
Source: RefSeq, a predicted model, not a curated record
AAUUUUGCAACGAACAAAAACUCUACAAAAUCGCUCAAAAGAUUUCCACUAGAGAUUUGAGGUAGUUGAAAUCAAGGAACAUUUCGUAAGGGAAAGUUAAAUCGUCGCUGUGUUCUCUUCUAACUAAUAUAAUAUACAUUUCUGCAGUAUCAACAGCAUGGCAAUGACAUUGCAAAGUGGUGGCCUUACUCAGGAUGAGAAUCUCAAUGUUCGCUAUAAUGGAUCCGCCGUUGCAGGGAAGGCUAAUGCCAUGAAUUCACAAAGAAAAAGUGGGCUUAGCGGGCGAAAGCCUCUUGGCGAUCUAUCAAACUCGAGAAAGCCAGACUUAAACCAGUCAUCAAAAUGGCAAAACACAAAGAAUCUCACGUUUAUUGAUGAAGAAACUGGUGCAGGCAAAAAGAAAAACAUACUCAAGGGCUCUGAGAAGGUGCAGAAGGGAACUCGAAAAGUACUCUCGGAUAUUUCGAACUCUGGAAUGCCAAACCUGCCGGAGGCCUCAAAGAAGAAGCAGAAAUUGAAACUGAGCACUGUAAGGGAAGAAUCUCUCCAUCACAAUGCUAUUUGUGAGGAACGCUUCCUGCACAACCAUCAAGAUUGCAUUAAAUCACAAAAUAGCGCUAUGGACAAGGAUCAAUUUCUGAGCAUCGUUGGACUUGAUCUUCCCAAUGAGUUGAUGACAUCCACUAGAAGAAAGCCUGAUAGUCCAUUGAAGCUCAUGGAAAUGGCAGAAUUGGCAGUUGUUGAUCGAUCUCCAAAGAAGUUGUGUCUGUUUGGAAGGGGAUGGCCCGCCUCAUCGCCGCCUUGCAAAUCCCCAAAAUCACCCUCAGUGGAUACAUUUUCUCUCUGGAAGGACACCGAUAGUAUCAACUUCACAUUGAUAAAGACCCUAUGAGCGCACCAAAGGCCUUUGUUCUCUGUUGAUAAAGGAGGGGGUUGUAGAUUCCUGGAUGCUUAAGAUUGUUUAAAAUCUAGAGAAGUUGUAGCUGAAGUUUUUCUGUGUUUUGAUUUAGAUGAAGAUUUGUUAUCAUCUCUAAGAUUCUUUUGGGAAAGGUCAUCUGAAAAGAUUUGUAAUGGAACAGAUCUUUUUUUGAUUGAGAGAAGAUUGUUAUCAUUCCCAUAUAUAAAUAAAUUUCUAAUUCACAAUU